AUGCUGCUCUUUGGGAUGGCAUGGGCACUGGCUAACGGGCGGUGGUGUGAACAUACACGAACCUUCCUGGUGGAGGAGGAAGUGGCCCCCCGCCAGGAGGACCUGGUGCCCUGCACCAGCCUCAACUAUUACCAGCGCCCGGGCUGGCAGCUGGACCUGUCCUGGAGUGGACGUGCCGGGCUCUGUCCCAUCUACAAGGCCCCAGAAACCCGGCUUGCUGCAAGGAACCGGACAGUGAAGGCUUGCUGCCCAGGCUGGGGGGGCAGCCACUGCACCCUGGCCCUUGCAGAAGCCAGCCCUGGGGGCCAUUGCUUUGCCACUCGGCAGUGCCAGCAGCAGGCCGGCUCAGCUAACGCUUCUGCAGGAAGCCUGGAGGAGUGCUGUGCUUGGCCUUGGGGACAGAGCUGGCGGGAGGGCAGCUCCCAGGCUUGCCUCAGCUGCUCCAGCCGACCCCUCCCAGGCAGCACUCCCUCUCCAGCCCUCCUGCAGCCCCUGGCGGGGGCCGUGGCCCAGUUCUGGAGCCAGCGCCAACGGCCCUCGGCCACCUGCGCCACCUGGUCAGGCUUCCACUACCGGACCUUUGAUGGGCGCCACUACCACUUCCUGGGCCACUGCUCUUACCUGCUGGCGGGCACUGCUGAUGCCACCUAGGCCAUCCACCUCACGCCCAGGGGGCACUGCCCCCAGCCUGGGCACUGUCAGCUGGCCCGAGUAAUGAUGGGACCCGAGGAGGUUCUGAUCCAGGGCAAAAAUAUCUCUGUGAACAGGAAGCUGGUACCUGAUGGGGAGUCUCAGCUGCUCCAUGGGCUGAGCCUGCAGUGGCAAGGGGACUGGCUGGUGCUGUCAGGGGGCCUGGGGGUCACUGUGCGCCUGGACAGGUCCAGUUCGGUCUCCGUUUCUGUGGACUCUGAGCUCCAGGGACAAACUCAAGGUCUCUGUGGAGUCUACAAUGGCCAGCCUGAGGAUGACUUCCUGGAGCCUGGAGGGAGACUGGCUGUGUUAGCUGCCACCUUUGGGAAUUCCUGGAGGCUCCCUGACUCAGAGCCUGGGUGUCUGGAUUCAGUGGAGGCAGCCCAGGGCUGUGAGGACCCCCUGAGCGGCACAGAGGCAGGCACCGAGGCUGAAGCCCAGGAGGUGUGCCACCAGCUGCUGGACAGUCCAUUCAGGGAACGCCAUGCCCAGGUUCCCCCUGCUGAGUACCACCAGGCCUGCCUCUUUGCCUACUGUUCUGGGGCCCCAGCAGGCAGUGGGUGAGAGGCCCGUCGGGAAGCCGUGUGCACCACCUUGGCCAACUACGCCCAGGAGCGUGCCAAGCCCCAUAUCCAUGUGGGCUGGAGGAAGCCAGGCUUCUGCGAGCGCCUGCGCCCUGGGGGCCAGCUGUACUCGCACUGCACCUCGGCUUGCCCAGCCAGCUGCUCAGCAGUGGGUGAAGGAGGGGAGGGGUCCUGCCGGGAAGCGUGCGUGUGCCCGCCCGGCCUCUUCUGGGACGGCGCCCUCUGCGUGCCGGCCGCGCGCUGCCCCUGCUACCACCGGCGCCGGCGCCCCCCCCCCCCCCCGCCCCGAGACACCGUGCGCCAGCAGUGCAACCCCUGCGCGCUCCCCGCCCCGUGUGCCCACGGCGUGGGCCAGGACGGCCGCGGGCUCUGCGCGCAGGCGCCGUGCCCAGCCGAGUGCGCGGUGGGCGGGGACGGGCAUUACCUCACCUUCGAUGGGCGGAGCUUCUCCUUCCGCGGCCGCCCGGGUUGCCGCUCCAGCCUGGUGCAGGACUUGAAGGGGCAGCUGCUGAUUGUGCUGGAGCAUGGGGCCUGUGACACUGGGAACUGCCUCCACGCCAUCUCUGUUUCUCUGGGGGACACCCACAUCCAGCUCAGAGACUCAGGGGCUGUACUCAUCGAUGGGCAGGACAUGGGCUUGCCGCGGCGUGGGCCUAAGGGCCUCAGUGUCUCCCGAGCCUCCUCCACCUUCCUACUGCUGCGCUGGCCUGGGGCCCAGGUUCUCUGGGGAGUGUCUGACCCUGCAACCUACAUCACUCUGGACCCCCGCCAUGCCCACCGGGUGCAGGGUCUGUGUGGCACCUUCACCUGGAACCAGCGGGAUGACUUCCUGACACCUGCUGGCGAUGUGGAGACCAGCAUUUCAGCCUUUGCUAGCAAGUUCCAGGUGGCAGGCGAGGGAAGCUGCCCCGCAGACGACAGCGCCCCACUUUCCCCCUGCGGCACCCACACUCAGCGCCACAUUUUUGCGGAGGCAGCUUGUGCCGUCCUGCACGGCCCCACCUUCCAGGAAUGCCAAGGCCUGGUGGACAGGGAGCCGUUGCACCUGCGCUGCUUGGCAGCUGUGUGCGACUGUGCUCCUGGCAAGGACUGCCUGUGCCCUGUGCUCGCUGCCUUUGCUCGUCGCUGUGCCCGGGAGGGUGCCUGGUCUCUCUGGAGGACCCACACGCUCUGCCCUGUCCCGUGUCCUGGGGGCCAGGAGUACCAGGAGUAUAGCCCAGGGUGUGGUCGAAACUGUGGGGAGCCAGAAGACUGUGGGGAGCUGGGCAGCUGUGUGGCUGGUUGUAACUGCCCCCCAGGACUGCUGUGGGACCCCGAGGGUGAGUGCGUGGCCCCCAGCUUGUGCUCCUACCAGCUUGGAACUCAUCGCUAUGCCCCUGGCAGUGCCACCAUGAAGGACUGCAACCGCUGUGUCUGUCGGGAGAGGGGCCUCUGGAAUUGCUCUGCUCACCACUGUGGCCCCCAGCAGACAUUCUGCCCCCGUGACCUUGUCUAUGUCCCUGGUGCCUGCCUCCUCACGUGUGACAGCCCUGGUGCCAACCACUCCUGCCCCCCGGACAGCACAGGGAGCUGUGUCUGUCCCCCAGGCACCGUGCUGCUGAACGAGCACUGCGUGCCUCCUGAGCUCUGUCCCUGCCGUCACGGAGGGCAGUGGUAUCCGCCCAAUGCUACCAUCCAGGAGGACUGCAACAUUUGUGUAUGUCAGGCUCGGCAGUGGCACUGCACGGGCCACCGGUGCGGCGGAUGGUGCCAGGCAUCGGGUGCCCCCCACUACGUGACCUUCGAUGGGCUGGCUUUCACCUUCCCUGGAGCCUGCGAAUAUCUGCUGGUUCGAGAGGCCAGCGGCCAGUUCAGCGUCUCUGUCCAGAACCUGCCCUGUGGGGCCAGUGGGCUCACCUGCACCAAGGCCCUGACCGUGCAACUACAGAGCACUGUUGUGCACAUGCUCAGAGGCCGGGCGGUGACGGUGAAUGAUGUGAGCAUAACAGCCCGCAAGGUCUACACAGGCCCUGGGCUGAGUCUGCGCCGUGCUGGUCUCUUCCUGCUGCUCACAACCCGCCUGGGCCUCAGCCUGCUCUGGGAUGGAGGCACCCGGGUCCUGGUGCAGUUGUCCCCACAGUUCUGUGGCCGUGUGUCUGGGCUGUGUGGAGAUUUUGAUGGAGAUGCCAGUAAUGACCUGCGGAGCUGCCAGGGCGUCCUGGAACCCACAGCUGAGCUGGCUGCCCACUCCUGGCACCUGAGUCCGCUCUGCCCCGAGCCAGGAGACCUGCCACACCCCUGCACCGUGAACGCCCACCGGGCCAGCUGGGCCCGCGGCCGCUGCGGGGUGAUGCUGCAGUCACUCUUUGCCCGGUGCCGCGCAGAGGUGCCCCCGCAGCAGCACUACGAGUGGUGUGUGUAUGACGCGUGCGGCUGCGAUUCGGGGGGCGACUGUGAGUGUCUCUGCUCGGCCAUUGCCACCUAUGCAGACGAGUGUGCCCACCACGGGCUCUGUGUCUGGCGCAGCCAGGAGCUCUGCCCUCUGCAGUGUGAAGGGGGCCAGGUGUAUGAGGCCUGUGGCCCCAUGUGGCCCCCGACCUGCCAUGACCGUGGUUCUGAGCCCGGGUGGCGUGGUUCUGAGCCCGGGUGGCACUGCCAGGCUGUCGCCUGUGUGGAGGGCUGCUUCUGCCCCGAGGGGACUCUGCUGCAUGGAGGAGUCUGCUUAGAACCAGCUUCCUGCCCCUGUGAGUCAGGGGGCCGCUUCUUCCCGCCGGGGACUGUGCUGCAGGACUGUGGGAACUGCACAGGCCAGGAAAGCCAGUGGCUCUGCGGGAGCGACAGUACCCGCUGUGAGGAGCUGGAGCCUGGCUGUGCGGAGGGAGAGGCCCCGUGCCGGGAGAGUGGGCACCGUGUGCCCCACAGGUGGCUUUGUGACAACCAGGAUGACUGUGGUGAUGGCUCAGACGAGGAGGGCUGUGCCACGCCAGGCUGUGGGGAGGGGCACAUGUCUUGCAGCUCCGGCCACUGCCUGCCCCCCGCCCUGCUCUGUGACGGGCAUCCCGACUGUCCGGACGCCGCUGACGAGGAGGCCUGUCUGGGGCAGCUGAACUGCUCUGCUGGGGAGCUGUCCUGCGUUGAUGGCACCUGCGUGGGGGCCGUCCUGCUGUGUGACGGAAUCUACUGCCCGGAUGGAGCCGACGAGGGACCCGGGCACUGCCCCUUCCCUUCGCUGCCCACUCCCCCAGCGGGCACUGUGCCUGGCCCUUCCGCGGGUUUUGGGGGGACUGCACCAACUCCCCCGGCCAGCGCCAGCUCCGCGCCGCCCUGCGGCCCGCUCGAAUUCCCGUGCGGCAGCGGCGAGUGCGCGCCCCGGGGCUGGCGCGGCGACCGCGAGGAGGACUGCGCCGACGGCAGCGACGAGCACGGCUGCGCCCCGCCCUGCGCCCCGCACCUCGCGCCUUGCGCCCGCGGCCCGCACUGCGUGUCCCCCGCGCAGCUGUGCGACGGCGUGCCGCACUGCCCCGACGGCUCGGACGACGGCCCCAACGCCUGCGAGGGAAUGACAGCCCCAGGAGCCCCCCGCGGAACCAGGGCUCCCUGCCGGGAAUACUCCUGCCCUGAUGGCCUCUGCAUCAGUUUCCAGCUGGUUUGUGAUGGGCAGCCUGACUGUGAUUUGGCCGGGGAGCUAGGGCCUUCCCCAGAAGAGCAGGGCUGUGGGGCCUGGGGCACCUGGAACUCAUGGGGGCCAUGCAGCCAGACGUGUGGUCCUGGGGUGCAGGGCCGGAGCCGCCACUGCUCCCCGCCCCCGGGUCUCCCGGUGCUGCAGCACUGCCCAGGCCCUGAGCACCAGACUCAGGCCUGCUUCACGGCCACUUGCCCAGUGGAUGGCAAAUGGACCUCCUGGUCUCCCUGGUCCCCGUGCACUGAGCCAUGCAUGGGCACCAUGACCUGUCAGCGACAGUGCCACCCUCCCGAGAAUGGGGGCCGGACCUGUGCCAUGCUGCCCGGGGGCCCUCCCACCACCUUCCAGACCAGGCCCUGCCCUCAGGAUGGCUGCCCUAAUGCCACCUGCUCUGGGCAGUUGGUGUUCUGGCCCUGUGCCCCCUGCCCUCUGACUUGUGCUGAAAUCUCUGGUCAGGCUGUGUGCGUGGCUAGCCAGACCUGCAGCAGCCCAGGCUGCUGGUGCCCUGCAGGCCAGGUGCUGGGCAGCGAGGGGCGGUGCGUGUGGCCCCGGCAGUGCCCCUGCCUGCUGGAUAACAAGCGGUACUGGCCUGGGCAGCGCGUCGAGGCCGACUGCCAGCUCUGCACCUGCCAAGACGGGCCUCAGCGCUGUCGGCCCGACCCUGGCUGUGCCGUGAACUGUGGCUGGUCCUCCUGGUCCCCCUGGGCUGAGUGCUUGGGCCCCUGUGGGAGCCAGAACAUUCAGUGGUCCUUCCGGAGCCCCAACAACCCCCACCUCUCCGGCCAAGGUCGCCAGUGCCGAGGCAUCCACCGCAAGGCCCGCAGGUGCCGGACAGAGGCCUGUGCGGGCUGUGAGCGGCAGGGCCGGCUCCGCGGCGUGGGGGAGCGCUGGCGAGAGGGCCCCUGCACACUCUGCCAGUGUCUGCCCAGCGGCACUGUGCGCUGCUCCCCGUACUGCCCACUGGGCAGUUGCCCCCAGGACUGGGUCCUGGUGGAGGCAAUGGGAGGUUCAUGUUGCCGCUGCACCCCGCCUGGAGAGAACCAGGCAGUCCACCCCCUGGCCACUCCUGCCCCCUCUCCAGCCUUCAGUGCCCAGAUCGGACCCCCUCUGGUCACCUACGUUCUGCCUCCACCUGGAGACCCCUGCUAUUCCCCGCUGGGCCUGGCCCGCCUCCCCGAGGGAAGCCUGAAGCUGGAGCCCCCCACCCAGGCUGCCCUCCUGGGGGCUGCCACCAAGGGGCCUGGCUAUCCGGGUUGGAGCACUCAGCGGCACACCCGGCCCCCCUACCUGCUGUUGGACCUGCUGCUGCCCCGGAACCUCACUGGCAUCAUGGUGCAGGGGCCUGGGUCCUCGGCCUUGCUCCAGUUCAGCAGCGAUGGUCUACACUGGCACAGCUAUACUGACUUCCUGCCUGGUAUCCUGCCCCCAGCCGAGCUUUUCCCUAGGAACCGGGAUGACGGGGCCCCCACACUGCAGACGUUUGGCCAGAUGGUGCAGGCACAGCAUGUCCGGGUGUGGCCCCAGGUCCGCCAUGGUGACACCAACCACAGCAUCUCCCUGCAGGUGGAGCUGCUGGGCUGUGAGCCAGUGCCCCCGUGCCCAGGGGGCAGGCACCGCUGUGCCGGUGGCGAGUGUGCUCUGCGGGGGGAGCCGUGCGACGGGGUGAAAGACUGUGAGGACGGCUCAGACGAGGAGGGCGGCGUGCCCCUGCGCGCGGCCACUGACAGGAAUGGGGUGCCCUGCUGCCCAGCUUCGCCUUGGAGGGCCCGGCCUGCGGCACUGCCCUUGGGGCCCAGGCUGAGCCCUCUCCCUCCAUAGGCUCUGGCAGAGGCCGAAUGCUGGCAUCCCUCGCGAGGGUCACCCAUACCCCCCACAGGGAAGGGACCAGCGACUCAGGCCCUAGCCUCCGAGCCUCCUCACUUGAGUCCUGGGGAAUCUGUGCAGACCGUGACCACCACCCCCAUAUCCCAGGUGACCCCAGUGGCCCCUGCUGCUCAUGACUUCUCCCAUGGUCCCAAGAGAGGCAGGAAGUGGGGGCACACCAGUCAGGAGGAGGGAGGUUGGGGGCCGAGGGAGGGAGGACACCGUGGGCAGGUGUCCCGUCAGCUGGCUGUGGUGGUACCCACAGUCCAGAGCGUCGCCCCGGAGCCCUUCCCCCCUGCAAGGUGCAGCCCAGGCCAGGUGCCCUGUGAGGUGCUGGGCUGUGUGGAGCAGGGGCAGCUGUGUGAUGGGAGGGAGGACUGUCUGGACGGCUCCGACGAGAGGCACUGGGCGAGCCCUGUGCCCUUCACGGUGCCCACCACGGCCCUGCCCGGGCUGCCUGCCUCACGAGCCCUCUGCUCCCCGAGCCAGCUGAGCUGCGGUAGUGGGGAGUGCCUGCCGGCUGGGCGGCGCUGUGACCCGCGGCCCGACUGCCAGGACGGCUCUGAUGAGCACAGCUGUGCGGACUGUGGGCUGACGCCCUGGUCUGGCUGGAGCCUCUGCAGCCGCACCUGUGGGCCGGGCCUCGCCUUCCAGCACCGGGACCUGCUGUGGCCUCCCCUGCCUGGGGGCAACUGCCCAUCUGACAGGCUCCGCAGCCAGCCCUGCUUCGUGCAGGCCUGGCCAGCGGCUGGGGCGUGGGCUGUGUGGGGGGCCUGGGGGCCCUGCAGCGUCUCCUGUGACAGUGGCCAUCGGAGUCGCCACAGGAGCUGUGUGGACCCCCCGCCCAAGAAUGGUGGUGCUCCCUGCCCCGGGGCCUCCCAUGAGGGGGCACCGUGUGCCCUGCAGCCCUGCACAGGGGGCACAGACUGUGGGCCGGGCCGUGUGCAUAUUAGUGCUGAGCUGUGCCGGAAGGGGCUGGUGCCCCCGUGUCCGCCCUCCUGCUUGGAUCCUGAGGCCAACAGAAGCUGCAGCGGGCACUGUCUGGAGGGAUGCCGCUGCCCCCCUGGGCUCCUCCUCCAUGAUGCUCACUGCCUGCCCCUCUCUGAGUGCCCUUGCCUCGUGGGUGAAGAGCUGAAGCAGCCGGGGGUGCCCUUCCUCCUGGACAACUGCAGCCGCUGCAUGUGUGAGAAGGGGGCCCUGCUGUGCGAACCAGGGGGCUGCCCCGUGCCCUGUGGCUGGUCAGCCUGGUCCUCCUGGGGUCCCUGUGACCGCUCCUGUGGCUCUGGAGUGAGGGCCAGGUUCAGAUCCCCUUCCAGCCCUCCGGCUGCUUCUGGGGGCGCCCCGUGUGAAGGCGACAGUCAGGAGCUGCAGGCCUGCCACGUGGAGUGCGGGACAGAGGCGCCAGGCUGGACCCCCCGGGCGCCCUGGUCCUCCUGCUCCCAGAGCUGCCUUACCGUCGGAGGAGGCCCUGGUCGGCGCCGUCGUUCCCGGCUCUGCCCCGGCCCCGGGGACACCUCCUGCCCAGGAGAGCCCACCCAGGAGGAGCCCUGCAGCCCCCCUGUGUGCCCAGUGCCGAGUGCCCGGGGUCUGUGGGCUCCCUGGUCGGCCUGCUCGGCCCCCCCCUGUGAUGGAGGCAUCCAGAUACGCGGGCGCAGCUGCUCUGGCGUUACUCCCGGGGACCCCGAGUGCCAGGGGCCUCACAGCCAGACCAGGGAUUGCAACACGCAGCCCUGCACAGCCCAGUGCCCCGGGGACAUGGUGUUCCGCUCAGCAGAGCAGUGCCAGCAGGACGGGGGCCCCUGCCCUCAGCUGUGCCUGGCUCAGGACCCUGGGGUAGAGUGCACCAGCUUCUGCGCCCCUGGCUGUGCCUGCCCCGCCGGCCUCUUCCUGCACCAUGCCAGCUGCUGGCCCCGCACUCGGUGCCCCUGCCAGUUGCAGGGGCAGCUCUACGCCCCGGGAGCACGGGCUCGGCUGGACUCCUGCAACAACUGUACCUGUGUCUCCGGUGAGAUGGUGUGCACCUCGGAGCCCUGCCCGGUGGCCUGUGGCUGGAGCCCCUGGACCCCAUGGAGUCUCUGCAGCCGCAGCUGUGACAUGGGCAUUCGGCGGCGCUUCCGGGCAGGCACUGCGCCCCCAGCUGCCUUCGGGGGUGCUGCGUGCCCGGGCCCCAGCAUGGAGGCCGAAUUCUGCAGCCUGCAUCCCUGUCGGGGUGCUGGUGGGAAGUGGGGCCCCUGGUCCCCGUGCUCCGUGCCCUGCGGCGGUGGCUAGCGGAACCGCACCCGAGGCGGUGGCCUCAACAGCCCUAUGGAGUUCUCGGCCUGCGGGUGGCAGCCCUGUGCAGGGCCCGUGCCUGGCGUACGUCCCAAGGGCAAGUGGUGGCUGGACUGCGCCCAGGGCCCUGCCUCCUGUACGGAGCUCAGUGCCCCACAAGGGACAGACCAGACCUGCCACCCCGGCUGUUACUGCCCAUCUGGGACGUGCCUGCUGAACAACGUGUGUGUACCCUCCCAGGACUGCCCCUGUGCUCAUGGGGGGCGCCUUUAUCCCCCGGGCAGUGUGGUGCUUCGUCUCUGUGAGAACUGCUCCUGUGUUUCUGGGCUUAUCACCCACUGCACCUCCUGGCCCUGUGAGGAGGGCCAGCCCACGUGGUCACCCUGGACCCGAUGGAGCGAGUGCUCAGCCUCCUGUGGACCUGCCCGACGCCACCGGCGCUGCUUCUGCUCUGGGCCCCCCGCCACGGACCCGUCUGUCCUGGCGCUGCCAUCCUCACCAACCUUGCCUACUCCUCUUUGCCCAGGCUCCGACGCUGAGGAGGAGCCCUGCCUCCUGCCAGGGUGUGACCGAGCUGGGGGCUGGGGGCCCUGGUCAAGCUGUAGCCGGAGCUGUGGGGGAGGCCUGUGGAGCCGGAUGCGAGCCUGUGACCAGCCCCCACCCCAGGGCCUGGGGGAUUACUGCGAGGGGCCUCGGGCCCAGGGAGAGGCCUGCCAGGCUCUGCCAUGCCCAGUGACCGACUGCACCGCCAUUCAGGGGGCAAAGUACAGCCCCUGUGGCCCUGCCUGUCCUCGCUCCUGUGACGACCUCGUGCACUGCAUGUGGCGCUGCCAGCCCGGCUGCUACUGCCCUCCUGGCCAGGUGCUGAGCGCCGACAGGGUCUUCUGCGUGCCGCCCGGCCACUGUGACUGCCUGGACCUGCUGAGCGGGGAGCGGCACCGGCCAGGGGCUCGGCUGCCCGGGCCCGACAGCUGCAACUGCUGCACCUGCUCGGAGGGGAGGCUGAACUGCACAGACCUGCCUUGCCCAGUGCCGGGUGGCUGGUGUCUGUGGUCGGAGUGGACAGCGUGCUCCCAGCCUUGCAGGGGUCAGACGAGGACCCGCUCCAGGGCCUGUACCUGCCCCGCUCCUCAGCACGGGGCGACCCCGUGCCCCGGUAAAGCAGGGGAGGCAGGGGCCCGGCAUCAGAAGGAGACCUGCCCCAGCCCCCCCGGCUGCCCAGUGGAUGGAGCCUGGAGCCCGUGGGGACUGUGGUCUCCCUGUGACCCGUGCCUGGGGCAGUCCCAUCGGAGCCGGGAGUGUAUCUGGCCCCCCACCCCUGAAGGAGGCAGGCCCUGCCCUGGGGCCUACAGGCAGAGUCACCCCUGCCAAGACAAUUCCACACAAUGCACAGCCUGUGGGGAUGGCCAGGGUCUUCUCCCCUGCGGGUGGCCCUGUCCCCGCUCCUGCUAGGACCUGUCUCCUGGACUGUGCCAGCCAGGCCCAACGGGCUGCCAGCCUGGCUGUGGGUGCCCCCCCGGCUCGCUGUCCCAGGAUGGUCUUUGUGUGCCUCCCGCCCGCUGCUGCUGCCGCUGCCACUACCAGCCUGGGGCCAUGGGGAUUCCUGAGAACCAGAGCCGGUCAGCAGGGCCUGGGCUUAGCUCCUGGGAGAGCCUGGAACCUGGAGAGGUGGUGACUGGGCCCUGUGACAACUGCACCUGUAUGGAGGGCAUCCUGAAGUGCCGAGAGGUGCCUGGCUGCCCCGGCCCUGGGAUGUGGGGUUCCUGGGGUCCCUGGGAGGACUGCAGUGUCUCAUGCGGAGGAGGGGAGCAGCUCCGCUCCCGGAGAUGUGCCUGGCCCCCCUGCCCUGGGCCUGCCCGCCAGAGCCGCACCUGCCACACCCAGGUCUGCAGAGAGGCAGGCUGCCCGGCUGGACGUCUGUACCAGGAGUGCCCCCCCGGCGAGGGGUGCCCCUUCUCCUGCUCCCACGUCACUCGGCAGGUGGGCUGCUUCUCCGCUGGCUGCGGGGAGGGCUGCCACUGCCCCGUGGGCACCUUCCAGCACCGCUUGUCCUGUGUCCAGGAGUGCCCCUGUGUGCUCACCGCCUCGCUGCUGUGGGAGCUGGGAGCUGCCGGCGCUGACCCUGGGGCUCGACCCCCCAUUCUGGGAGAGGGCAGUCAGCCCCUUGGGCCUGGGGAUGAGUUGGGCUCAGGCCAGAGCCUUCGUACAGGCUGCAGGAACUGCUCCUGUGUGCAUGGGCAGCUGUCUUGCUCGGUGGGGGACUGCUCCAAGGCUGUUGAUGGCUUCAGUCCCUGGGGGCCAUGGGGCCCAUGCUCCCGCUCUUGUGGUGGGCUGGGCACCCGAACCCGCACCCGCCAGCGUGUGCGGCCCUCCCCAGCUCCAGGCAGCCAGGGCUGCGGUGGGCCCCGCCAGGACCUCAAGUACUGCUCUAGCCCAGACUGCCCAGGGGCUGGAGGGUCCACAGUGGAGCCCGUGACAAGCCUUCCAGGCAGCUGGGGCCCAUGGUCCCCAUGCUCUCACACCUGCACAGACCCCACUCACCCUGCUUGGCGCAGCCGUGCUUGCCUAUGCCUGGCAAACUGCACCGGGCGGGGGGGGGGGGACACGUCACAGGAGCGCCCUUGCAACCUGCCCUCCUGCACAGGGCUGCCCCUGUGCCCCAGCCCUGGCUGUGUGGCUGGGAACUGUUCCUGGACCGCCUGGGCCCCAUGGGAACCUUGCUCCCGAAGCUGCGGGGUGGGCCAGCAGCGCCGUCUGCGGGCCUACCGUCCCCCAGGGCCCAGUGGGCACUGGUGCCCCGACAUCCUUACCGCUUACCAGGAGAACCGCUUCUGCAACCUGCAGGCUUGCCCAGUGCAUGGAGGCUGGUCACGCUGGAGUCCCUGGUCCUGGUGUGACCGGAGCUGUGGGGGGGGGGGGCAAUCCCUGAGGAGUCGCAGCUGCUCAAGCCCCCCACCCAAGAACAGGGGUGCCCCCUGUGUUGGGGAGAGGCACCACGCUCGGCUCUGCAAUCCCUUGCCCUGUGAGGAGGGCUGCCCGGCAGGCAUGCAGAUGGUCAGCUGUGCCAACCGUUGCCCCCGCCGCUGCUCAGACCUCCAGAAGGGGAUCGCGUGUCAGGACGGCCAGGCCUGCCAGCCGGGUUGCCGCUGCUCCGAGGGCUUCCUGGAGCAGGACGGUGGCUGCGUGCCGACUGGGCACUGCGAGUGUUCAGAGUCCCAGGGCCCCAGCUGGGCCCCGGGCAGCCAGCACCAGGAGGUCUGCAGCACCUGCACCUGCCAAGCUGGGCGCCUCUCCUACACGGCUCAGCCCUGCCCACCGCCUGCCCACUGCGCCUGGAGCCGCUGGUCAGCCUGGAGUCCCUGCAGCAGCUCGUGUGGGCCCGAGGGGCAGCAGAGCCGCUUCCGGUCCUCCACAUCGGGCUCGUGGGCCCCAGAGUGUCGGGAGGAGCAGUCCCAGAGCCAGCCCUGCCCUCAGCCCCCGUGCCCACCCCUGUGCCUGCAUGGUGCCCGCCUCCACACCCUGGGGGACAGUUGGCUGCAGGGCGAGUGUCAGCAGUGCUCCUGCACCCCGGAAGACAGCGAGUGCACAGUACCCGGGGCCUGGACGCUCUGGUCCCCCUGGUCUGAAUGCCCUGUCUCCUGUGGAGGUGGAAGCCGGGUUCACACCCGGGUCUGCAUGGCCUCGGCCGCUGCCCGCAGGGGGGCCCCCUGCCUGGGCCCUGGCACCCGGACCCAGCGCUGUGGAGGGCAGUCUUGCCUGGGGCUGCUGGAGGUCUGCUCCUGGGGCCCGUGGGGGCCCUGUUCCCGCAGCUGUGGCCCAGGCCUGGCCUCCCACUCUGGGUCCUGCCCGUGCCCACGGGCUGAAGUCGACCCCGCCUGCAACGGCACCUUCCUCCACCUGGGCACCCAGGCCUGCUACCCAGGGCCCUGCCUAGAGGAGUGCCUGUGGAGCAGCUGGAGCGGCUGGACGCGAUGCUCAUGCCAGGUGCUGGUCCAGCAGCGCUACCGGCACCAGGGACCAGCGCCCACAGCGGGAGCGGCACGGGAGGGCUCUCCCUGCACGCGCCUGGACGGCCACUUCCGGCCCUGCCCCAUCGGCAACUGCUCGGGGUGAGAGGACAGCUGCACACCUCCCUUUGAGUUCCGGGCCUGUGCCCCACCCCGUGCCGGGCUCUGCACCACACACCUGAGCCAUCGGCUCUGCCGGGACCUGCCGCCCUGCCAGCCGGGCUGCUACUGUCCAGAGGGGCUGCUGGAGCAGGCCGGGGGCUGCAUUCCCCCAGAGCAGUGAAGCUGCCUGCACCUCACAGGAGAAGGAGCCACGGUGACCCUGGCCCCCGGGGAACGCCUGCACCUGGGCUGCAAAGAGUGUGAAUGCCAGCACGGAGAACUGCAUUGCACCAGCCAGGGCUGUCAAGGUCUUCUUCCUCUGAGUGGGUGGUCCGAGCGGUCACCCUGUGGGCCCUGCCUGCCCCGUGGCGUGCUGGCCCCUGCCUCCAGGACUGUGCUAGAGGAGCGCUGGUCUCAGCACCCAGCUGGCUGCUCCCCGACCUUGGCCCCCUGGCUGGCUUCGGGGCAGCACCGCCAUCGCCUCUGUUUGGACCCUGAGACGGGGAGGCCGUGGGCUGGAGACCCAGACCUCUGCACCGCACCACUCAGCCAGCAGCGCCUCUGCCCGGACCCGAGGGCCUGCCGUGACUUAGGCCAGUGGAGUCCUUGGGGGCCCUGGAGCCCCUGCCAGGUGCCCUGCAGUGGGGGUUUCCGGCUACGCUGGAGAGAGGCAGCGGCACCCGCUGGAGGGGGCUGCUGGGGGCCAUGGGCUCAGACUGAGAGCUGCAAUGUGGGGCCCUGCCCAGGGGAGAGCUGCGAAGCCCGGGACACCGUGCCCACCCUUGACUGUGCCAACCGAUGCCCCAGAAGCUGUGCCAACCUCUGGGACCACGUGCGGUGUCUGCAAGGGCCGUGCCGCCCAGGCUGCCGCUGCCCGCCUGGCCAACUAAUACAGGAUGGGCCCUGCGUGCCCAUCUCCUCCUGCCGCUGUGGCCUCCCCAGCCCCAGUGCCUCAUGGGCGGUGGCCCCAGCUGAGGUGGCACAGGUGCACUGCCAAAACUGCACCUGUAUCAACGGGUCCCUGAUGUGCCCACACCACGAGUGCCCUGUCCUUGGGCCUUGGUCAGCCUGGAGCAGCUGCUCUGCUCCCUGUGGUGGGGGCACUACGGAGCGUCAUUGGAGCUGUGAGGAGGGUCCUGCGGGGGUACCAUGCCAGGGCCAGGACACAGAGCAGCGGCAGGAAUGUAACCUGACGCCCUGCCCUGAGUGCCUACCUGGCCAGGUGCUCAGAGCCUGUGCCACCGCGUGCUCACGCCUCUGCUCGCAUCUGCAGCCUGGUGCCCCCUGUGUGCAGGAACCCUGUCAGCUUGGCUGCGGCUGCCCUGGAGAGCAGCUGCUGCACAGUGGCACGUGUGUGCCCCCCGCUGCAUGCCCCUGCACCCCAACCUCUCUGCCGUGGGGCCUUACCUUGCCCCUUGAAGAGGAGGCCCGGGAGCUUCCCCCAGGGACUGUGCUCAUCUGGAACUGUACCCGCUGUAUCUGCCGAGAUGGAGCCUUCAACUGCUCCCUAGCCGACUGUCACGAGUGCCCCUACGGGGAAAUGUGGCAGCAGGUGCCCCCUGGGGAGCUGGGGCUGUGCGAGAGGACGUGCCAGGAGCCCAACGCCACGGAGAUUCAGGGCAGCUGCAGUGCGGGGCAGGCCCCGGGCUGUGUGUGCCGGCACGGGCACUUGCGCAGCCAGGCGGGCCUCUGCGCGCCCGUGGACCACUGCGAGUGCUGGCGCCACGGGCAUCCCCACCCGGAUGUCCCGCAUUCUCCCCAGCCCCGAUCCUGUGACAGCUGCCGCUGCCUCCGUGGAAGGAGUGUCUGCACCCAGCGCUGCCCACCCCCCCCCACCUGUGCCCAGGGCGAGGUGACCGUGCAGGAGCCAGGGAGCUGCUGUCCCACUUGCCGCCAAGAGACUCUGGAGGAGCAGUCAGCCUCCUGCCGGCAUUCACUCACCGAGCUGCGCAACCUCACCAAGGGCCCCUGCUACCUGGACCAGGUAGAAGUGAGCUACUGCGGAGGGCACUGUCCAUCCAGCACCAGUGUCAUGCCUGAGGAACCGUACCUGCAGAGCCAGGGCGGCUGCUGCAGCUACAGCCUGGACCCCGAGAGCCCCGUGCGGAUCCUGACCCUGCGCUGUCCCGGCGGCCGCGCGGAGCGGGUGGUGCUGCCCGCCAUCCGCAGCUGCCAGUGCAGCGCCUGCCAGGGAGGUGACUUCUCAAAGCACUGACGGCUCUGCUGCACGAGGCUGCCUCCACCCCUCAUGUCAUCACCGGGCUCGGAGGCACUGACUCCCUCCUCCCGUGCCGACCCGCCCACUCCA
This is a messenger RNA of Zalophus californianus (California sea lion), 15486 nucleotides long. It is a transcript of the gene SSPOP, whose product is annotated as SCO-spondin, pseudogene. Gene Ontology annotation, cellular component: extracellular matrix. Gene Ontology annotation, molecular function: protein binding; peptidase inhibitor activity. The record is from RefSeq and is a predicted model, not a curated record. Lineage: Eukaryota; Metazoa; Chordata; Mammalia; Carnivora; Otariidae.